Messenger RNA from Penicillium nucicola, 1539 nucleotides. Its product is annotated as MFS general substrate transporter. Gene Ontology annotation, molecular function: spermidine transmembrane transporter activity; spermine transmembrane transporter activity. NCBI's taxonomy places the organism in Eukaryota, Fungi, Ascomycota, Eurotiomycetes, Eurotiales, Aspergillaceae. The record is from RefSeq and is a predicted model, not a curated record. The transcript is spliced from 4 exons. Bases 1 to 1539 code for a protein of 512 amino acids. Gene Ontology annotation, biological process: spermine transport; transmembrane transport; spermidine transport.
AUGGCAAAGCGGGAUAUUUACGCAAAGAGCGACCUGAAAGUGACGGUUCUGGAGGAGCCGCAAACUCCAUCAUCGUGUACUACCCUGCAGUCCCCAUUAUCUUGCACCACCCUUGGCUCCAGUGACCCCACCAAAUACUGGAAUGAUCACUUUGCACAGCACCCAGCCAAAGUCACCACACAGGUUUUGGACUAUAGCGCGCGCCACUGGGGCAGUGCCAAAAAGAUCCUCGCUUCUCUCGUUGCUAUUGCGUCGUUUUUUGUCAUUACCCUGGCGACUUCAAUCUACAUUGGGGGCAUUUCAGAGAUUAGAGUCGAGUUCCACGUUGGAUCUACACUGGCGAUCUCACCGGUUACCCUGUACGCUAUUGGGUUUACAAUUGGUCCUCUUCUUUCAUCAGCACUAUCAGAGGAAUUUGGAAGGCAGUGGGCAUUGAAAGGCUCUCUGCUCCUACACCUCGUCUUCACCAUCGUUGGUGCUACGGCGUCAAACUUUCGAACAAUGGCGGUCUCUCGUGCCCUUUGUGGAAUUCUGGGCUCUCCGCUAGUGACAAUCCUUGUGGGGGUUCUGAAUGAUAUAUGGAAACUGCCUGAAGACCGCCUGGCCGUACCGAUCUUCUUCCUGUAUGGACUUGGAGGUAUUGCGGCACCAACCGUGGGGCCCAUCAUCGGAGAGUCCAUUGUGGGCUUUGGUGGAUGGCGAUGGACCUUCUGGCUGAUAACCGCACUAGACGCUGUCUGCUUCCUCGCGGCACUUACAAUAGGCGAAACCUACGAGCCAGAAGUGCGGAGGAAGGCGCUCGGUCUCCCUCGAUGUAAAUGGCGGAAGGUCCUGGGCCCCGCUUUGCGACGCCCAUUUCAUAUGCUGUGGGUGGAACCUAUCAUUUUCCCCACGACCUCCAUCACAGUGGCAGGUCAAGUCGUGCUUUUCGUCCUAUACGCAGCGUUUCCGAUCAUGUUGAAAGAGGUUUACGGAUUUUCUUCCUAUCAGACCGGGUUAGCCUUCUUACCCCAACUAGUAGCCGGCGUUCUGGCUUUCCUUCUUUUGGCUUUCAUCGAGGAGAGAAGACGAGCCACAGUGGAAGACGAGCCAGAGUUCAUUCUUGUUGGGGGUAAGCUGGCUGGUACUGCGAUGUGGACUUCUCUUAUAAUACUUGCCUGGCUGCCACGUCACGAUGUUCAUUGCGCCUGGGCUCUUCUAGCAUCCGCAGUUUUCGGUUUCGGGUUUGCAUUGUCACAGCUAGUUUAUGCUCGCUACAAAAAUGAGGUCUAUGGUGCCGAGCUUGGAGCUUCUGUUCUCGCCAUUGACGUGGCUAUGCGAUAUGGGGUGUCCUCUGUAUUUCCGUUGUUUACCAUUCAGUUCGUGGAACGUGUCGGGUUUCACUGGGUAAUGUCUGUAUUCGCAGCUAUCCAUCUCAGUCUAUGGACUGUUCCGUGGGCUCUGCAAAAGCACGGUGCUGCGCUCCGGCAGAAAAGCCGCUACGUAAAUUGUCGCUCACAUACGUCUGAAGACGUUAUAGACGGCAAGCUGGCGGCAUGA